This is a messenger RNA of Penicillium macrosclerotiorum, 3462 nucleotides long. Its product is annotated as tRNA (34-2'-O)-methyltransferase regulator RTT10. Gene Ontology annotation, biological process: tRNA methylation. Gene Ontology annotation, cellular component: cytoplasm. The record is from RefSeq and is a predicted model, not a curated record. The annotation marks the transcript as partial. NCBI's taxonomy places the organism in Eukaryota, Fungi, Ascomycota, Eurotiomycetes, Eurotiales, Aspergillaceae. Gene Ontology annotation, molecular function: protein binding. The transcript has 2 exons.
CAGCAUGUCGAUGCUUGCUUGCCAAUUACAGCGCUGAAGACAUUUCAAUGGCGUGAGAACAUACUUGUCUUCCAGGGCCAAGGUCCUUUCUUUCGGGUUGUUGAUGACCGUACUGGAGAUGUUGCUGCUCAAGUUCGGGUCUUCAACCGGAGUAAUGUGCAUGGGUUUCUUGUGCUUCCUCAUCAACUGCAAACAAUUGAAAAGCCUGAUCAUGUGUCAGUUAUAGCUUGGGGAGGGUGCUCAUUACGAUGCAUCGAUCUUCUCCUCAACCCGAGCCAGGAGGUUACUCUUCGUCGUUCUAGUGCGGAGCUCCAGGCUCCAGAUUGGAUCAUGAGUGGCUGUGCAGCUGUUGAAACUCAACCGGAUAUAGCAUACCUUGUCACGGCCAACAAUGCAAUCCUGAGAAUGAGGCUUAAAUACGGCACUUAUGCAAAUUAUAAUUCGACUAUUCAAGUCCAUCAGCUAGCAACGAGUGUAAAGUCUUCGUUGUUCUCCGCUGAUCUCAUUGCGCUCUCAGCGUCUCAUGUGCUUGUUACUGCAGGGACUGUCUUUGGUGAAAUCAUAGUCUGGUCUUGCUUCUUGGGUGAAAGUGGGCUUUCUCAAUCCAAGGCGGUCUCUUCUAUUCAUCACUUCUUCACUGGCCAUGAUGGAUCGAUUUUCGGAGUGCGCAUUUCACCAAAAAUUCCGGCUCUGAAGAAUGGACAGCCUGGACGGAUCCUUGCAAGCUGCAGUGAUGACCGAAGCAUCAGAAUAUGGGAUAUUUCGGACUGUGAGAACAAAACGUCAGCGGAUCCUUCCCCUUAUUCUUCUGAUGGCUUCGAGCUCCGAAGCACCGGUUUUCGUGAAGCUUCUGCAGAUGAUAUAGACGAGUCGUGUGUGGCCAAAGCAUACGGACACGCAGCUCGUAUUUGGAGCGUGAUAUUUCGCCCAUUGAGAUCAAACUCAUCCUCUACCGUGGGUCUCGUGAGUCGCGGUGAGGACUGCACUUGUUUUCUAUGGAAUUUAAGCUGGGAUUCAUCGUCCGGCGCCACAAAAUAUCAACUUCAUCAGACAGCCAAAAUCACCAAUCACAUUGGAAAGCAUAUAUGGUCUCUCGACCUCUAUGGUAAAGGAGACGAGACAUUCAUCUAUACAGGAGGAGCCGAUGGAGCAUUAAAAUGCUUCUCUGUCAAUGAAAACGCACCAUUAUCAGCAAAGGCAAAGAGUCCAUCUGGCUCGAAGAAGAAGUCGGCAGAUCCUGAAAGCUGCAAGAUUUUUGCAUUCACUGCUCCGGAUUGUUUUAUUGGCCAGUCACUGCGUAACGAGCUUGUCCUCGGAUAUGUGGGUAUGGAGGAGAGUUUCAACGUGACAUGGGAAACAAUCUGCGAUUCAGAUACUCUUCAUUCAGUAUCAGUGAUAACGGGAAUUCCACAGAAAGGAUUGGCAUUGGUCUGCAGCACUGAAGGAAUGGUGAGGCUGUACAACCACGGGAACAAAUCAAUAAGCAAUCUCCUGCAUUUGGGCUGUCGACCCCUUCGUCUAAUUGUCCUUGACACCACUCCACGGUCUGAAAAAUUCUCAUUUUUGGCUUCAUAUUCUCCCGAGAACUCUUCAAGAGAGAACCAGGCUACACUGGUGACCGUUUCCGGUGGGGACAGCAAUUUUCCGCGAGCCGACGCAACUGUGUUUAGUUUGCCACAGGCGCCAUACCGCAUUCAUUCUGCAUCAUUGAUGCAUGAUGGUCGAUAUUUGGUUAUGGGGUCAAGGCUUGGCGGCGUGGCUGUUUUUGAAACGGCGGGCCUUGGAUUGUCUUCCCAGCCUCUUUUUGACGAUCGGCGUGUCCACGGUAAUGAUACUACGAGCCAGAUGCGAACUAUCUCCUCUACAGAAGAAGACGGCUCAACACGAGAGUACUUAAUGACUUGUGGGCGUGAUGGAAAUUACUGCCUUCACGAACUGAUUGUUGGCGAGGAUGAAAAUGCCGUUGUUUUUCUUCGAACAAUACACCGGGUUUCUUCUGCCCUUGGGCCACAUCUCGAAGGUGUAUAUAUGGAUGACAGUGGUGACCUUUUCGUCUAUGGGUGCAGAGCCCAGAGCUUUGUUUUGCGAAAUGAGACUAAGCAAACGGAUGUUAUAUCUAUUCCGUCUGCGGGUGCGCGAAGAGGCUGGGACUUCCAAGCCCCAACAAAAGACAAAGACGGAUUGUUGCUUUGGAGAGAUGGGAAAGAAUUACACAGUCGUCGCAUUCGGACUGAUUUCAAUCGAGCUCUCCACCCCGGGGGUCAUGGGCGCGAAAUCAAGACCAUGGAUACUUUAAACACCUUCCAAGGCCAAGGACCCAUUUUUGUGACUGGGAGCGAAGACACUACUGUGCGCAUAUAUCGGCCAUUCAAUAUGUCAAGCACAAAGCCAUGGGGCCAUCUUGAAUGUUUAUGUGUUCUUGACGACCAUACAUCCGGAGUACAACAAGUGAGCUGGUCAAAAGAUGGUCAAUAUAUUUUCACUAGUGCCGCAUUCGAAGAAUUCUUUGUCUGGGGAGUACGCUGGAUUCCAACAUUUGGCAUGGCGACUGUCCAUCUAGCUUCUAGCCCGAAGGAUGACGCCAGUUCGGAUUUGCGCAUAACCAGCUUCGAUGUACUGGAAGUGGAGGAAGUUGAUAAUGGAAAGGCAUUUCUCUUUUGCCUAGCAUUUUCCAACUCAACAAUCAAGAUAUUCCACUUCUCGCCAAAAAGAGGAUUUCGAUUCACCCUUCUGGCUCGGGGCACCUAUAUGACAAAUUGCUUGACUCAAGCCCACCUUUGGGUGAACUCAUCGUCAGUCAGCCUUGUGACGGCCGCAACUGAUGGACAUAUUACUUUUUGGGACUUGACCAGCACUUUGAAACCGUUUUACACUAUUGGCUUCUCGGGUCUGAAAUCCAAACAUUCAUUCGAGGGAUUCGCUGUGUCUCCAGAGAGUAUCACUUGUGAGAGCAGAUAUAGGCUUCAUUCGAACAGCAUUAAAGCAAUGGAGCUGCUGCCCCUCGCUAAUGAUUCUGCCAUCAUUCUAGCUGGGAGUGACGAUAACUCUAUCUCGGUGUCUCUUUUGAACAUAGCCUCCACAAGUUCUGAUACGAGUGCUCAUCUGAGUACAGUAUCUAUUCCAGAUGCCCACACCGCAGGGGUGACAACUCUCAAAGCUCUUUGUGGGCAAACCAGUCCCGAAAGUGAUGCUACCAGACUCAAGAUUGUGACUUCCGGUAAUGACCACCGUGUGAAGGUCUGGUCUGUGACCGUGGAUUCUGCUGAAAAUCAAGACACGAAAAACAUCGAUAUUGAGCUCCUAUUGGACCAAUACAGUGCCGUAGCUGAUAUUUCGUCAUUGGGCUUUUUGAAGGAAUCAGGACCCCAAACAAGGACCGACUCAGGGGUUCCCCGCGAUUUGUACGGCAAGUUGAUACUCUCCGGUGUUGGUAUAGAGAUGCUGGAUGUCGUCUUGCAAUGA